GCAGCUACAAGUGAUGAUUACAAGAAUCCUGGAUACUAUGACAUCAAAGCAAAGGAUCUGUCUGUGUGGCAUGUGCCGAAUGUGACACCCAUGAAAGACUGGAGAAAUGAUGCUUUGUACAGGUACCACACUGAGAGCGCCUUCCUGCCGGCUGAAGGAGGAAAUCUGUUCCAUCUUUAUGAGAAAUACCCUGUAAGAUACGGCAUUGCAAGCUGCCCCACUGGCAACGGCCCAGCUGUGCCCAUUGUAUUCGACAAAGGCAAUGCCCAAAAGGUCACUGACUAUUAUUCACCUAACGGAAGAGGCGAAUUUACUGCAGGGUACGUCCAGUUCCGAGUGAUCAACAAUGAGCGGGCGGCGCUUGCCCUCUGCUCUGGGCUGAAGGUCAACGGCUGCAACAGUGAACAUCAUUGCCUCGGUGGGGGAGGGCACUUCCCUGAAGCGGCGCCCAGGCAGUGUGGCGACUUUGCCGGUUUUGAUUGGGAUGGGUAUGGAACCCGUGCAGGCUGGAGUACAAGCAGAGAGAUCACGGAGGCC
Ailuropoda melanoleuca (giant panda) is the source of this 537-nucleotide messenger RNA. It is a transcript of the gene ITLN1, whose product is annotated as intelectin 1. The transcript has a single exon. Gene Ontology annotation, molecular function: oligosaccharide binding. NCBI's taxonomy places the organism in Eukaryota, Metazoa, Chordata, Mammalia, Carnivora, Ursidae. The annotation marks the transcript as partial. The record is from RefSeq and is a predicted model, not a curated record.